Molecule: messenger RNA, 1972 nt
Organism: Triplophysa rosa
Lineage: Eukaryota; Metazoa; Chordata; Actinopteri; Cypriniformes; Nemacheilidae
Gene: ubald1a
Product: UBA-like domain containing 1a
Molecular function (GO): protein binding
Source: RefSeq, a predicted model, not a curated record
CAGCGCUCAUACAGUAAAUAUUUGUGUUUGCUCAACCGGCUGUAAUGGUGGACGACUGAAAGAGAAAAGCCGAGAGACUACAUCUCAAAAAUACCAUCCCGGGUGAAACGCUAUUGCUCGUGGCUCGGAAACAAACAACGGCGAAUAUGGAUGAACUUAAGCACCAAGUUAUGAUAAACCAGUUCGUCUUGACAGCUGGAUGUGCCGCAGACCAGGCGAAACAGCUUUUGCAAGCGGCACAUUGGCAGUUUGAGACAGCCCUUAGUGCCUUUUUUCAAGAGACAAAUAUUCCUUACGGUCACCAUCAUCAAAUGAUGUGUACUCCCGCCAACACACCGGCAACGCCACCAAACUUCCCCGACGCCCUCACCAUGUUCUCUCGACUCAAAGCCUCGGAGAGCUUCAACAGCAGCAGCAGUCCCAGCAUGGCCACCUCACCCCCUCCACCUCCGGUCAGCUGGGGCAUGACCCCACCUGUGCCCAACCAGCAGGGCUUUGGACUCAGGGGACUUCCCACCAACAAGCCCACCCUCCCCCAGGCUGGCCCUCAGCUGUCAAUCAGCAAGCAGCAACCGAACAGAAGGCCAGCGUCGCCAUGGAUGCCGAAAGAUGAGGGCCAGGACUACACGGCCCCCUUCUCUCCCUGGGAGGAGAGAGUUUAGAGAGGGUUGGUGAGGGUCAGGGGCACUCGUUUUUCUCUCUCACUCACCAAACACGGAGGGGGGAGAGAGCUACACCAAGAAUAACUAAGCAACAUGGACAUUUUCAGAAGAGGAUAGAAAGCCAACACAAAGUUAACAAGAAAGGAAACAUACGCACAUUGUAUUGCGAAGAAAGAGAGCAACUGAAAUUUACUGAAGUUUGGUUUUCUAUAAUAAAAAAAAUAGUUUAACAUAUAUGGGACUAUGAUCAUGGAUUAUUUCUGCUAUUUUCUGACUGAUGGACGUCUAGCACCCAAGGCAGUAACUUUUCUCACGUUACUUUUUAUUCUUUCAUCUGGUGUUCUUUCUUUAUGCAAGACCUGUCAUUCAUUACGAGAGUUGACGUUGCAUGUGGAUUAGCGGUUUCUAACUAAAUAGUAUUCAUCACAAGCAUUCACACGUACGGUGUGUGACGCUUGUGCACUCUGAAACAUCAAGUCUGUCUGAUUUACAUUUCCUCUUCCCAUUGAAUAAUGGGACUUUUCGUACCUCACUGGUAACAUGACUCAACCAAUCAGGGAAUCUCACUAGGAUAGUUUUUCGAAUUGGAUUUUACAUACACGCUUUGCAUUAUCCAUUACGCAGUAACUCACUGUUUUUAAAGAUUGUAAGGUUUGGCCUGAAAACUGAUUCUGUUUUCUGGAUUGACAGAACAAUUUGGAUAUUUUAUAAUGUUGAAGGUUUUAUUUCAACGUUUUGGGGAGGGGGCAUGGGGGAUGCAAGCUGGUUAGCUGUAUAGGGUUGUUUAAUCAGAUGCUAAAAGUUACAUUAAACCAGACUACUAUACAUGUUUGUAAGCAGACUUGCCACUUUGCAUGAUGUAUUCUUAUGUAUAUCAUAUGUUGUAGUUUCUUGCUUUUGGGGGAAAAUUCUACAUGAACACUUUAUGGGAAUUCUGUCUCAUUAUCAGUUAUAGACGGAGCGAGCGAUCUUUUAAUUCAUGGCAAGCCCUGCAUCUGCUUUUCUAUUGCCAUUUAUUUAAAAAGGAUAGAUUGGAAAUGCAUAUUUUAAUGUCAAAUUAUUGUUUUUUUCGGAUGAAAACAACAUUUGUCAAGAAGCAAUGCUAUCAGUAACCUUAAAUUGUAGUUUUUAUUUUUCGUUUACACCAAUUUCUGAUGAAACUUGUCUCUUGGGGUCACAUGUUCCUUAAUGGUUUUUCAUGUAUGUUUUCCCUUGUUUGACUGUAUUGAUACCAUUCCCACAAUAUUUGUGGACUACCUGAUAAUUAACUUAUCAUUGUUUGUGUUCCUAAAUAAAUAUUGUAUGUCCUA